AUGUCCUCGCCGGAGACGAUGGAGCUCUGCCCGCUGUGCUGCAACGAGUUGGACGCCACGGAUAGGCGGUUCCGGCCGUGUCGGUGCGGAUAUCAGAUCUGCGCGUGGUGCUGGCAUCAGCUCAUGGAGCUCGCGAGCAAGGACGACGCGAAAGGACGGUGUCCAGCGUGCCGGACGGAGUACGAUGAGGACGACAUCACGUUCGAUGAGGUCCCGGAGGAGGAACUAGCGGCGCAGAAGAGUAAGAAGAAGGAGGGUAAAGCGGCGGCGAGCGCGGCGUCUCCGGGGGCGAGCGCCAAGGUGGGCGCGGCGGCGGCGGCGAGGAAACACUUGCAAAACGUCAGGGUUAUACAGAGAAACUUAGUGUACGUCGUCGGUCUGAGCGCACGGUGUUGCAAGGAGGAGGUGCUGCGAAAGAAUGAUUUUUUUGGCAAGUAUGGGAAAAUUUUAAAGCUGCAAGUGUCGGUGAAUCGCACGGGGAGCUCUUCUUACGCCGGCAGAGACGCGGAGAACACGGGGAGCGCGUACGUGACGUUUUAUGAAGAGUCAGACGCGAUGCAGUGCAUCCAGCACAUCGAUGGGUCGCCUCUGGAUGGUAGAAUACUGCGCGCGUGCUUCGGUACGACAAAGUAUUGCAACGCUUUUCUCAAGUAUCAGCCGUGCAAUAAUCCGGAUUGCUUGUACUUGCACGACAUAGGAAAAGACAACGAUUCGUUUACGAAAGAAGAGAUGCUGGCACACUACGGGACAAAGCACCAGAGCUUUCAGGAGGCGACGCGAGUGGUUUCCAGCUCUAACGCGAGCGAUAGCAUUGGCGCAGCUCUGCCGCGCACAUCAAGCCUUACCGCGAUACCGGCACCAUUCACGGCAGGGGUGCGCGUUCCCGCACCGAGGAAUAAUAUGUCCCCACCGCCUCCAGCGGGACCACCGCCGCCGAACGCCGUUGGCGUGGGUGUCCCGGUGGCGAGCGCGUGGCCGAGUCUAGGAAGCAGCAGUAGCAAGGCGGCGACGCCCCUGGCGCCGACGCCAAAGCCGGUGCCGGUAGUUACAACGCCCGUGGUUGCUCCGUCGACUACAAAGUCAUCUAUUCCGGCGCCGAGAGUGCCCGCACCACGAAGCACCGGUGUCUGUCCGGUUCGACCAAACGGAGGUUGGGGCCAGGAAGCGAACGCAACCCUCGGAGUGUUUGGAGGCCCAUCUAGCGAAGCAAAUGAAACGGCGACGACGGUGCCGUCGUCUGCGCAAGUACCGAAAACGAAAAACGGAUUCACAUUACCGCAACCUCGCAAGAUUGUUGGCGCUGCCACACUACCUCGUCCAAAGGAGACGGGAGGAGAUGCCGCUCCAGCUCCAACGACGGCUGCCCCGCCGCAAUCGACGAAUGUGUCGACGCCCGUGGACGCUUUCCCGGACAAUCUCUUCAUGGAUGCGUUCAACUCGAGCCUAGAUUUCGAUCCAAGUGCGGUUCUUCGAAGACAUACCGGUGCGUCGCGGCCAUCUCCGACGAUAGAGCAAACCAGGGCCUCGAGAUUCGGUUUCGCGCUCGAGGCACAGUCACCAAUGUCGAAUGGCGCGCCAGGCGCCAGGGAUGGAGAGUCUCUUCUUCGUGCACUCUUGCCAGGCGCCAGUGUGCGAUUUUCCCAACAGGAGUCGUUGAGUGAAACAACGAACGGAACGCUCUCCUCGCCGCGCCGCGGGCCACCACCUGGCUUUGGUCCAGCCAAAACUUUUUGA
Ostreococcus tauri is the source of this 1734-nucleotide messenger RNA. RefSeq names its product RNA recognition motif domain, eukaryote. Gene Ontology annotation, molecular function: RNA binding; ubiquitin-protein transferase activity. The transcript has a single exon. NCBI's taxonomy places the organism in Eukaryota, Viridiplantae, Chlorophyta, Mamiellophyceae, Mamiellales, Bathycoccaceae. Gene Ontology annotation, cellular component: CCR4-NOT complex. Gene Ontology annotation, biological process: protein ubiquitination. Bases 1 to 1734 code for a protein of 577 amino acids. The record is from RefSeq and is a predicted model, not a curated record.